AUGGCAAAAGGGAAUAGCACACCGGAACGACUCAGUUUACAUUUCAACUCUGCGACUGAAGAUUCCAGUACCGAAAAUGAGUUUCUGAAUCCUCCUUCGAAGCGCAGACGGAUUUCACAAGAGAGUGAUCAACUCGGUGGCACUGUCCUCCAACCCACCUCGAUAUUCAGAGUAAAAAGGACUCUGCCUCCAGAGACAAAUGAAUCACCAUCGAUCGCGCAGCCACCCAUCGCCCCCAUUCCUACAACAUCCGCAACCUUCCAGUCACUUGCCGUGGCACCAUGGCUGAUACAUUCACUCGGCGCAAUGGCCAUAACACAUCCCACCGAGAUCCAACGGGCCUGCAUACCGGAAAUUCUAAAAGGAAGAGACUGCAUUGGAGGCUCGAGGACGGGCACGGGAAAGACUGUGGCCUUUGCGGUUCCUAUAUUGCAAAAAUGGGCAGAAGACCCCUUUGGUAUCUAUGCUGUCAUUCUCACACCAACGCGUGAGUUAGCUCUACAAAUAUACGAGCAAUUCCAAGCACUGGGAGCGCCGCAAAAUCUCAAAACAGUGCUGAUAACAGGAGGAUGCGAUAUGAGGCCUCAGGCAGUUGCUCUGGCUAAGAGACCGCACAUUGUUGUAGCAACCCCAGGCAGACUAGCAGACCACAUUCUCAGCUCUGGCAAAGAGACCACCAUCGGACUGUCUCGGGCGAGAGUCAUGGUCCUGGAUGAAGCCGACCGCUUGCUGUCCUCGGGACCGGGGUCCAUGCUACCAGACCUCAACACAUGCCUCUCUGCUCUUCCUCCACCUACAUCACGCUUGACCCUUCUUUUUACGGCGACCAUAACGCCAGAGGUUCGAGCACUGAAAGAACUUCCACGGCCACCAGACCGUCCACCUAUCUUCAUAUCUGAAAUUGGGGGUCCCUCCGAUGCGUCUUUUUCUCCCAGCCUCCUUCCUGCGACACUCACACAAACGUACCUUCAGACUCCCAUGACACACAGGGACGCCUUUCUUCACGUCCUUUUGUGCGUUCCCUCAUUCACAAAGGCUCCCGAGCCUAACAUCAUUGUCUUUGUGAACCGCACCAGCACUGCCGACAUUCUUCACCGCACCCUCCUCCAACUCUCUCAUCCUGUGACGGCGCUACAUUCCGAACUGCCUCAGAGCCAGCGAACGAGGAAUCUCUCUGACUUUCGCUCGCAGAAGUCGCGGAUUCUCAUCAGCACAGAUGUGGCAUCAAGAGGCCUUGACAUCCCCGAGGUCAACUUCGUGAUCAAUUAUGAUGUCCCUCGGAACCCAGUGGAUUACGUCCACCGAGUUGGACGUACAGCUAGAGCGGGGAGGGAAGGCACGAGUAUCACAUUCGUUGGCCAGAGAGAUGUCGCUCUCGUCCUGGCCAUUGAGGAGUAUAUAGGAAGCAAGAUGAUAGAAUGGGCUGAAGAGGGAGUCAAUAUCGAGACACGUGUGGUGAAGGGUCGGACGUUGAAGGAUGUGGCCGAGGCCCGAAUGGAAGCUCUUCGGGAUAUUGAUAGUGGCAAGGACGUUAAAGGCUGGCGAAGGAAGAUCAAGAAGGAUAAGAAGCGUGCCUUUGUCGAAUAG
This is a messenger RNA of Fonsecaea nubica, 1587 nucleotides long. RefSeq lists its product as hypothetical. The record is from RefSeq and is a predicted model, not a curated record. Gene Ontology annotation, molecular function: RNA helicase activity; ATP binding; nucleic acid binding. Bases 1 to 1587 code for a protein of 528 amino acids. The transcript has a single exon. NCBI's taxonomy places the organism in Eukaryota, Fungi, Ascomycota, Eurotiomycetes, Chaetothyriales, Herpotrichiellaceae.